AGUUAUUUUAGACUAAACGAUGUGGAGACUUUUAUUUUGAUACUCGAUGCACUGUAGCUACAGGAAGUAGGCAGAAAGCCAGAAGAAGAAAUAGUAGACAGCAUGGUUAAGAGCAGCACGGACGUUUAUUAUGCUUUUCCUGCGUAGUUGUUCCUAGGCAUUCUCUUUUCACAAUUUCCCAUAUAAAGAGUCAUCUUCACCCUCGGUGUCCGGAUCUCAUUGUGGGAAGGUGUUUAGCUAGUUGGAUAGCAGAAUAAGGACAUUCUGUGAGGCCAUCAUAGUGAAAAGAGAGACCUUCGAAGAGCUACUGAUGACUGCAUUGUCGUGCCGGAAGCCUGAACCAGUACAACAACUGCCACGUCACCAGUAAGGAUUGAGGUAAAAAACAUCCAUAGCAGCCAUGGACAGAAAAAGUGCAUCAGUUAGAUCUGCAGACUCUCAUAUGAGUAGAGCUUCAUGUACAGUAGCACUGGCAGCAGCCACAGCACGUGCUAAAGCCCAAGCCGCACACACAAGAGCUGCCUAUUCACGUGAAGAGAUUGAAUUAAAGAUGGAAAAAGCCCGUCUAGAGGCAACACUCAUCGCCUUAGAAAGGGAAAGAGAGGCAGAAGCCGCCACGGCGGAAGCUGUAGUAAUGGAGGCUGUGGCCGUAUACUUUGAAGAUGAGUGCCGCAGUCGUGGACCAGAGUUAUCGCCCAGGCAAAGUGCGGAACAGCGCACUGAGGAUUAUGUAGAGAGACACAGCCAUCUCAGUGGCAGCUAUCGUUCACCCGUAGAUUUAUGCUCACAGGACGAGCAAAUGCCCCACAAUCAUAGCACAUAUGUAUCCGUAUGUGGAGAUAAGGAAAGUAACACCCCAGCUCCUGACGACCACCACCUCGCAGAUGGUGUCCCCCAUGCGGACGAGGGUCGUGCGGGCAGACACAAUUGCACUGAGCUCCUGGGUAGUCAGCCACAGCAUACAGCCUUACCUGCUCACGCAUCCCGGCACGCUGACCACGACCCACUCAGGCCAGGCUUACCUGCGCACGCAUCCCGGCACACUGAGAACAACCCACUCAGACCAGGCUUACUUCCUCAUACAUCCAGGUGCGCUGAUCGCAGCCCUCUCAGGUCAGGCUUACCUCCUCACACUUCUAGGUGCGCUGACCACAACCCACUGAGGUCAGGUUUACCUGCACACACAUACAGGCAUGCUGACCACAACCCACUCAGGUCAGGCUUACCUGCACACACAUCGAGGUACGCUGACCACAGCCCCCUCAGGCCAGGCGUAAUGGCUUACACACCCAGGUAUAAUGACCACAGCCCCACCAGACCCUGGGCUCCUCACCGCUCCAGUGACACAGCUACAUUUGACUUGGCGAGGUACCUAGCACGAAGUCAGCUGGUGUCAUCAGGACUCACCAGGUUUGAUGAUAAGCCAGAAAAUUACUUAUCCUGGAAAGGCUCAUUCGUGAACACCAUUGAAAGCCUAGACCUCAGAGCAGGAGAAGAGACAGAUCUGCUAAUAAGAUGGCUAGGCCCAGAAUCUGCAGAGCAAGCACGCCGCAUUAGAUCAGUGAACGUGAGAGAUCAAGCAGCAGGGUUAUGGCUCGUAUGGGAGAGGUUAGAAGAGAUGUAUGGCUCGCCCGAAGCUAUAGAGGGUGCACUUUUCAGGAAACUCGAACAAUUUCCUAAAAUAUCCCACAAGGAGCCCCAUAAACUCAGAGAGCUAUCUGAUUUGCUAUUGGAGAUUGAGUCUGCAAAGCGUGAGGGAUACUUACCUGGCCUAUCAUAUCUCGACACAGCAAGGGGUAUAAACCCAAUAGUGGAGAAACUGCCAUAUGGGCUGCAGGACAAGUGGGUAAUGGAAGGCUCACGAUACAAACAAGAAUUUAGGGUUCCCUAUCCUCCAUUCCAAUUCUUUCUAGAGUUCGUGCGCAAGCAGGCAAAGGCACGCAACGACCCAAGCUUUAGUUUUUCUCUCUCUAGUGCUGCAAACAGGACAGAUAAGUUUAGUGAAACUCACAACAGCAGCCGCAGAACAGUCUCUGUGCACAAAACUGACAUUGCCCACUCUAACCCCACGCUCACUGUCGAAGACCCAGAGAAGCAAUGCCCUGUGCAUCAAAAACCACACUCCCUGCAAAGGUGCCGCGGCUUCAGAGAAAAGCUAAUGGAUGAACGAAUGAAAAUAUUAAAGGAGAAUAACAUUUGUUUUAAGUGCUGUGCGUCAAAUAAGCAUAUGGCCCGAGACUGUGAGGCAGCAAUCAAAUGCACUGAGUGUUAUAGCCAUAGACACCCAACAGCGAUGCACCCAGGCGCAGCUCCAUGGGUCUCCAAGACCUCACCACCCCCAUCAGAGAAUGGCGGGGAGAGCUAUGAAGCGCCAGAAACUGCAGUGGUUUCCAAAUGCACGGAGGUAUGCGGGGAAGGCUUCAAUGGCAAGUCUUGCUCCAAGAUAUGCCUUGUGACGGUCUACCCAGCAGACAGCCGCAACAAGGGCAAGAGGAUGUACGCCAUGCUAGACGACCAGAGCAACAGGUCGCUGGCGCGCUCAGAGUUUUUUGACAUCUUCAGUAUGAGUGGGCCCACAUACCCUUACACUCUGAAAACCUGCUCUGGUGUAGGUGAGGCGUCCGGUCGGCGAGCUACAGGGUUCGUCAUUGAACCUGCGGAUGGCGACAUCAGCCUAACUCUACCCACGCUCCUGGAGUGCAAUAUGAUCCCUAACAACAGAGAAGAAAUACCAACUCCAGCUGCCGCACACAGCCACUCCCACCUAAGAGCUAUCGCCAGUGAAAUACCACAGAUCGACAUGAGUGCUGAGAUCCUGCUACUGCUGGGCAGGGACAUGCUGAGAGUGCACAAGGUGCGUAAACAGAUCAAUGGACCACAUGACGCACCUUACGCACAGAGGCUAGACUUAGGGUGGGUGAUAGUCGGCGAUGUGUGCCUGGGCAGCACACAUCGGCUUCCUGAGGUCACUAGUAUGAAAACGUACAUCCUUGAAAACGGCAGACCAAGCUGCCUGCCCCCUUGUAAGAACCACUUGAAGGUAAAGGAGAGACUCUUCUUCCCUGAUCAGCCCCAGCCUGUCAGCCAAGUGACACACAGUGACAACCUGGGCGUAUCAGUUUUCCAGCAAACCAGGAACGAUCACAAGUUAGCGCCAUCAAUGGAAGAUCUCCUGUUCCUUGAGACAAUGGAGAAUGAAGUCUUUCAGGAUUCAGCGAACAGUUGGGUGGCUCCGCUACCUUUCCGCCAGCCGCGGAUGAGUCUACCUAACAACCGCCGAUAUGCCCUGAGGCGUUUCUUCGCGCUGCGUGGCCCAGCCAAACAGUUGCGCUCAGAUUGUGGGACAAGCUUCGUUGGUGCAUGCCGAGAAAUGGGCAUCAGCACCACAGAGCGGGGCAAGGUCCAGAAUUUCCUGCAAGAAGAAAGAUGUUCAUGGACCUUUAACCCACCCCAUUCAUCCCAUAUGGGUGGAGUGUGGGAACGGAUGAUCGGCGUUGCACGGCGCAUACUGGACAGCAUGCUGCUGUGUGCUGGACAAGCACAUCUUACACAUGAGACACUCACUACCUUCCUGGCCGAGGUCACAGCCAUAAUUAAUGCCCGUCCUUUGAUACCAGUCUCAUCGGACCCUGAGCAUCCCUACAUUUUGUCACCCUCCAUCCUGCUGACCCAGAAAUCAGGCACAUCCCUUCCACCUUUAGGCAGCUGCAGUCCAAGGGAGAUCUUAAAGAACCAGUGGAAACGCGUUCAACUGCUGGCCGACGAGUUCUGGAACAGAUGGCGUAAGGAGUAUGUUGCUACUCUGCAGUCCCGGCAGAAGUGGCAACACAAGAGACCAGAUCUCAAGCCAGGAGACGUAGUCCUUCUCAAGGAGAAACAGGCCCGAAGGAAUGAGUGGCCUAUGGGGGUCGUUGUUAAGACUGUUCCAAGUCAAGAUGGUCUCAUAAGAAAGGCUGAAGUCAAGGUUGUUCAGCAAGGGAAAACAAAGACCUAUUACAGAACUAGUGUUCCUUCUAUCCCCAGAGUAAUGUGUCAUUUUUAUGUGUAAUGGUAUCUC
Molecule: messenger RNA, 4057 nt
Organism: Eleginops maclovinus (Patagonian blennie)
Lineage: Eukaryota; Metazoa; Chordata; Actinopteri; Perciformes; Eleginopidae
Exons: 2
Coding region: 401-4048 (1215 amino acids)
Molecular function (GO): nucleic acid binding
Source: RefSeq, a predicted model, not a curated record